AUGGGGGUGAAAAUGUUCGGAGUGUUGCUGGCAUGUGUCUGGCUGGUUGCCGGCUCCCCGUUACAUCCCUGGCCGCUAAUACCGCACAAAGCGAUCACUCAUGGGUCCUACAUCAGACAUUACAGCGCCGCUUGGUACGACACGGCUGCACUGAGGGAACAUCGCGGCAGAAGUCGUCGUGACACUUCGGCUUCCGGGCAUCCGGGGGACGCGACGCUGAAUCUACGUCUUCACGCUCUCGACAGGGUGUUCAAGAUGAGGCUCACAAGGGAUACAAGCUUAUUCCACGAGAACGUCGUUUUCGAGGGGUCGAACGGCCGACAAAUUGCGUUCGAUCCGCUGCACGCCUACAGUGGAACACUCGAGGACGAUGAGAAUUCGUCGGUGCAUGGGAUCGUGACAGAGGAGGGUCUGUUCGAUGGAACAAUCUUCACGGUGUCUGACGAGAUCUACAUCGAACCAGCGAGCAGAUACUCUCCCCUGGUAUGCCAUCGGCAAGAUGGCGAGGAUAAAGACACGACAGACGCCGUGCAUCACCAUACGAUCGCGUAUCGCUCCGCGGACGUGAGCGUUCCCCGUCACAAUGGGUAUCCCUGCGCGAGCGAGCUUUUGCGGGAGAACACGUUAAAUGAAUUAAGGACGAACAGUACGUGGAGUGGAUAUCUCGGGGACACUAUGCGGCCGCUUUAUCAACACCUGAACGAGGUCAAGUCCCACGCGAAGCCGGGAUUCUAUCCGAAAGAUGCGAGGAAGAAGGACCCCAUGGCGAGCUCGCACAAUUUGGAACUGCUCGACAGGUUGUACAGGGAACGUUACUCGAGAGUGUUGCGUAAACGGACAUCCGUGGAUCCGAAGAAGACCACUUGCAUGUUGUACCUGCAAGCGGAUCAUAUGUUCUUCAAUUAUUAUAAGUCCGAGGAGGCCUGUAUAGAAGUAAUGACUCGUCAUGUACAACGUGUCAAUUCCAUCUACAAGUAUACAGAUUUUAAUCAGGAUGGACAACCGGACAACAUCAGCUUCAUGAUUAAACGCGUGAAGGUUCACGGUGAUGGUGCACUGAGUGACCCUAGCUACAGGUUCGUUGGUACUUAUGGGGUGGAGGAGUUCCUUGAAUUAUUUUCCGAGGAGGACUACGACGCGUUCUGUUUGUCGUACAUGUUCACAUACCGCGACUUCGAGAAAGGAACGCUUGGACUGGCGUGGACUGGGGACCUGAAAAAUGCGGGCGGAGUCUGCGAGAAAAACGGGCACUACAGGGGUAGCAUGAAAUCGCUGAACACCGGUAUAAUCACCCUCCUGAAUUACGGCAAACACGUACCACCGACGGUUUCUCACGUCACCAUCGCACACGAGAUCGGUCACAACUUCGGAUCCCCUCACGACCCGGACGAAUGCUCACCCGGAGGGGAGGACGGAAAUUUCAUAAUGUUCGCCAGAGCCACCAGCGGGGACAAACGAAACAACAAUCGCUUCAGCCCGUGCAGCCUGGUCUCCAUAAAUCCCGUUCUAAAUGCCAAAGCUCGCUCGUCCAAAGGAUGCUUCGCUGAGCCCCAAAGCGCGAUCUGCGGGAACGGAGUGGUGGAAGAUGGCGAAGAGUGUGAUUGUGGAUGGGAGGAGGAUUGCAACGACCCUUGUUGCCACCCUCAACGGCUCCAUCAUGCCCUCCACGAGAUACCAUGUCGUCUCACCGAUGGUGCAGUGUGCAGUCCCAGUCAGGGCCCUUGCUGCACAUCCGGCUGCACUCUGCGUAACGGUGAUAAGUGCAGGGACGACAACGGUUGCAGGGACGCGAGCUUUUGCGACGGACGUGGUCCCCAGUGCCCGGCAUCUAUCAACAAACCUAACAAGACCAUAUGCAACGAAGAGUUCGUCUGUUACAUGGGGGAAUGCACAGGCAGCAUUUGCCUAGCUUACGGCUUGGAAUCCUGUCAGUGCAUCGCCGGGCCCAAGGAUCCACCGACCAAGAGCUGCGAACUCUGCUGUAAAUUGCCGGGAGAAGAUCAACCCUGCUUAUCAUCGUUCGCAUGGAAUUCAGCGCCUUACGAUAUUCCUGACAUGCUGUCGAAGCCAGGCACGCCGUGCAACGAUUACAAUGGCUAUUGCGACGUCUUCCAAAGAUGUCGAGAGGUGGAUCCAAGUGGACCAUUGGCAACUUUAAGAAGGUUUUUGCUGUCCGAUGCCAGUCUAGCGAAUUUCCAACGUUGGUUGGUCGAUCGUUGGUACAUCGUCGGGAUAAUUAUCUUCGUUUUACUGUUGAUCGUGGCGUUCGUGACGCGUUUGCUGAAGAAACGGCGGUACAUCAGCCGCAUGAAGAUCCUGUCCACAACGGAGGGUCAGCCCCGAGGAGCAAGCUCGCAGAUGUCGAACACAGUGGACGAGGCGGCGAGGGAGCGCUCGUCCGUGCGGAAGAUACAAUCUAUGGACAUUUCAUGGUUGAAACGUAGGAUCGUUGAAGCGAUGAAGAGUAUCGCGUCUCCUCCGCGCAAGAAAGAAUCUUCCCCAGAAGGAAACACGUUUCUCGCGCGAAUUUCUCGAUUCCUCAGCAGAGAUUCAUCCUCUUCCAGUCGCCGUGAACGUUCCUCGAACGAGAUCGAACAACUGUGCAGAAACAACGAGGAACGAACGAAACUGGAAACGAAAGAGAACAUGAUGAGGGAAAAGAUUGACGAUGAAAAAGGCGUCCUCGUUGUCAGACAGAAAGGAACCGACGGUUGGAGACGUAUCUCGUUACUGUUCGUCGGAAAUCGUGGUGCAAGUUCCUCUCCGACACGAAGAAAACCGAGCAACGGCGAAUUCACGCGUGGACCGUCAUGGAGGAAUAGUGUACAGGUGGAGAAACUGUGCACCGGAUCUAAAAUCGUAAACCCUUGUAGAAGGGUGGACAUGUAUCAAACGGAGCCUCUGGUGGUGCCUGAUACACCAGAUACACCUGGAGAUGCGUCAGAAACGAGGAGUCAAACGUCGUCUGAUUUAACCGUGUUGCUCUCUGACAGUUAG
This is a messenger RNA of Habropoda laboriosa, 2997 nucleotides long. RefSeq names its product disintegrin and metalloproteinase domain-containing protein 10-like. Gene Ontology annotation, biological process: Notch signaling pathway; membrane protein ectodomain proteolysis. The record is from RefSeq and is a predicted model, not a curated record. The coding region runs from base 1 to 2997 and encodes 998 amino acids. NCBI's taxonomy places the organism in Eukaryota, Metazoa, Arthropoda, Insecta, Hymenoptera, Apidae. Gene Ontology annotation, cellular component: plasma membrane. The transcript is spliced from 16 exons. Gene Ontology annotation, molecular function: metalloendopeptidase activity.